AGCCGCUUCCGCCGCGGCGGGGCGGGCCUGGGCCGACAGCGGCGGCGCGGCGGGGGCUUUUCCUCAGCCUCGGCUCGGCUGUGGGGGCGGUCGCCUCCCUCAGGGAACGUCGGCGCCUGCGGGCGGACAGCGGUGCUCAGGGGUCGCCCCCUCGGUGCCAGCGACCGGAAGACUGCGAGGGAGGGGAGGGCACGGCACGGCGGGUCGGGCUCGGCCUGCUCCAUCGGUGCGCGAUGGAAGCGAGUCCCAUCGUGACGUCCAAGCAGCGAGAGGAGGUGGUACACGGGGUCCCGACGGAGGUGGUGUGCACGGCGUUCUCCAACUCCGUCCUCGUGGUAGUCACGCAGUACGGCAAGAUGGGGACGAUCGUCUACGUGGACCCCAACACAAUCGGCGACAACGUGGGCAGGCCCUCGCUCACCACAAAGGUGCUACUGGGCAAGGAUGAGCCUCUUGUCCAUGUUUGUGCCAAAAACCUGGUGGCGUUCGUGUCUCAGGAAGCUGGGAACAAACCUGUUGUUCUCGCCAUGGCCUUAAAGGACAAGACCAUGGAAGGAAUACAAGCUCUACGGGAAGUGAUCCGAAGUUGCCAAGUGUGGUGAAGUUGUGCCAUCUGGAUUCAAGGAAAUGAUCUUGAGUCCAUGACUCAUCACCACUUAUUUAAAAGGACAAGAAAUGAAAAUGAUGGAAUGUCUUUGUGCUGGUUUUGGAUGUACUGAGGAAUUUCAUGAAUUUUUCUCUACUGUGUAGAACAUUUGUGGGUUUUGUUACUGUGACAGGUUUGCAGUCCAUAUAGCCAGCGAUGAGAUGAGAACAAUUGUCUCAACAUGCGAGAGAAGUAUUAUUUUUAUCACAUUGGGUGGGAUGUGUAUUUGGGAAACGGUACAGCUCUGCGUUUGUGUCCUGAGGCGCGACAGAUGCCAAGCUCUGUAGCUACACUGUACCGCAAAGGGGGAACACCCAGUGCAGAGUGAAUAAAAGAAACAUUGACGAAUCUAA
This is a messenger RNA of Grus americana (Whooping crane), 999 nucleotides long. RefSeq names its product proteasome assembly chaperone 3 (gene PSMG3). Lineage: Eukaryota; Metazoa; Chordata; Aves; Gruiformes; Gruidae. The record is from RefSeq and is a predicted model, not a curated record. Bases 234 to 602 code for a protein of 122 amino acids. The transcript has 3 exons. Gene Ontology annotation, biological process: proteasome assembly.